GGGGAGAGAGAGAGAGAGAGAGAGAAAGUGAGUGACAGACAGAGCCUGGGAAGUCGCGGCGGCGGAGGAGGCUGAGCCCCGGGUCCGGUUACUAGGGGCGACUGUCCUGGAGGCGGGGGAAAAAGCACAUUGGGGAUCCAAGGCUAGAGAUGCCAGUCAGAUGCCCAGAGCACAGCACAAGCAGGGGGUUUCUGCUGCACUAGGGGUAGAUGGAGCAGAGCCUGUGUGACGUUGGAUGACGCCCAGCUCAGUGACAAAAUGGCUCACUUUGAUACAGAGUAUCAGCGGCUGGAGGCCUCGUACAAUGACUCUCCCCCGGGAGAAGAGGACCUGAUGGUUCACGUUGCUGAGGGCAGCAAAUCUCCCUGGCACCACAUUGAGAAUCUGGACCUCUUUUUCUCUCGCGUCUAUAACCUGCACCAGAAGAAUGGCUUCACCUGUAUGCUCAUCAGUGAGAUCUUUGAAUUAAUGCAGUUCAUCUUUGUUGUGGCCUUCACCACAUUCCUUGUCAGCUGUGUUGACUACGAUAUCCUGUUUGCAAACAAGCUGGUGAAUCACAGCCAGCAUUCCAGUGACCCCGUCAAGGUGACCCUGCCAGAUGCCUUCCUGCCUCCCAAUGAGUGCAGUGCCAGGAUCCAGGCCAAUGGCUUUCUCAUCUCUGUCCUGGUGAUUGCGGGGGUCUUCUGGAUCCAUCGGCUGAUUAAAUUCAUCUACAACAUUUGCUGCUAUUGGGAAAUCCACUCUUUUUACAUCAAUGCUCUCAAGAUUCCCAUGUCCAAUUUGCCCUACUACACAUGGCAGGAGGUGCAGGCACGGAUUGUCCAAAUCCAGAAGGAACACCAGAUCUGCAUCCAUAAGAAGGAGCUGACAGAACUGGACAUCUACCACCGCAUCCUGCGUUUCAAGAACUACAUGGUGGCCAUGGUGAACAAGUCGCUAUUGCCUAUGCGCUUCCACCUUCCCCUACUGGGCGAUACAAUCUUCUAUACGCGUGGCCUCAAGUACAACUUUGAGCUCAUCUUCUUCUGGGGCCCUGGCUCACUCUUUGAGAAUGAGUGGAGUCUCAAGGCCGAGUACAAGCGAGGCAGCAACCGCCUGGAGCUGGCUGAAAAGCUGGGCACCCGCAUCCUCUGGAUUGGCAUUGCUAAUUUUCUGCUCUGUCCGCUCAUCCUCAUCUGGCAGAUCCUCUAUGCCUUCUUCAGCUACACAGAGAUUCUGAAGCGAGAGCCAGGAAGUUUGGGGGCUCGUUGCUGGUCCCUCUACGGCCGCUGCUACCUGCGGCACUUCAACGAGCUGGACCACGAGUUGCACUCACGCCUCAGCAAGGGCUACAAGCCAGCCUCCAAGUACAUGAACUGCUUCAUUUCACCUCUGUUCACUGUUGUGGCUAAGAAUGUGGCCUUCUUUGCUGGCUCCAUCCUCGCUGUCCUCAUUGCCCUCACAAUUUAUGAUGAAGACGUGCUUGCUGUGGAGCAUGUCCUCACCACAGUCACCAUUCUGGGUGUGGCUGUCACUGUCUGCAGAUCCUUCAUCCCAGACCAGCACCUGGUCUUCUGCCCAGAGCAGUUGCUUCGGGUGAUUCUGGCACACAUCCACUACAUGCCUGACCACUGGCAGGGCAACGCGCACCGCUAUGAAACCCGAGAUGAGUUCGCCCAGCUCUUCCAGUACAAGGCGGUGUUCAUCCUGGAAGAGCUGCUUAGCCCCAUUGUGACUCCCUUGAUCCUCAUCUUCUGUCUGAGGCCCAAAGCUCUGGAGAUAAUUGAUUUCUUCCGCAACUUCACUGUGGAGGUGGUGGGCGUGGGAGAUACCUGCUCUUUUGCCCAGAUGGAUGUGCGGUGGCAUGGACACCCUGCGUGGAUGUCAGCCGGGAAGACGGAGGCUUCCGUUUACCAACAAGCCGAGGAUGGCAAGACGGAGCUGUCCCUCAUGCACUUUGCUAUCACCAACCCACACUGGCAACCUCCUCGGGAGAGCACAGCUUUCAUCGGCUUGCUUAAGGAACGUGUGCACCGCGACAGCAGCCUGGCUCUGGCCCAGCAGGCUGUCCUGCCUGACAAUGCCCUGUUCACCUCCAUUCAGUCCUUGCAGUCAGAAUCAGAGCCACACAGCCUGAUUGCCAAUGUGAUUGCAGGCUCCUCAGUCCUGGGCUACCAGGCAGCCCGUGAUGGGCAGGCCUCGCGGCAUCUCUCGGCUGUGUCUGAGGUGGCAUCUGCCCUGCGUUCUUUCUCUCCUCUUCAGUCAAUGCAGACGGCCCACAGGAGUUCCCACACAGAAGGUUCCCAACAUCGGGGUCCUGGCACAAUGGCAGGCUCAGGGGUUGAUGCCAGGACAGCUAGUUCUGGCAGUAGUGCCUGGGAGGGCCAGCUUCAGAGCCUGAUCCUUUCAGAAUAUGCCUCUACUGAGAUGAGUCUGCAUGCACUUUACAUGCAUGAGUUACACAAGCAGCAUGCCCAGUUGGAGCCUGAGCGGCACUUGUGGCACCGGCGAGAGAGUGAUGAGAGUGGUGAAAGCGCCCAGGAGGAGCCCGAUGCUCAUCAGGGCACCCCAAGCAGUGCCAUUCCCCGCUCAGCCAGCUAUCCUUUUGCCUCGCCUCGCCAGGCUGGAGAUGAGACAGCUGCUCUGCAAGCCGGCUUCCAGCGCCGAUAUGGUGGUGUCUCAGACCCUGGCAUGGUGCACAGAGCCCCAUCACACUUCGCUCGGCUGCCACUUGGGGGGUGGGCUGAAGAUGGCCAGACUGCUCGGCACCCAGAGCCUGUGCCAGAGGAGAGCUUGGAAGAUGAGUUGCCACCUCAGAUACACAAGGUGUAGCUGUGAAGGCUGAAGAUCCUGUGUGGGCUUCACAUCGGGGGCCCGCCUCAGCUGGUGGGACAUUGGGUUACCCUGCCCUACAAGGUGUGGGUUGGCUCAGGUCUCCAUGUCCUGGACGUCAGUGCCAGAGUGAGGAAGGUGUGAAGACAACAGUGCCUUCAUCGUGGGUGGAACUCUAUCCAGACAUGCAUCAUGCCGGUGGCAUGCUAGUUGGGCAUGGGCUGGAUGUGUGUGUGAUUACAUAUAUUUGUCCGUGUCUGCAUCCGUGUCGUCCAUGUUGGAGAACCACCCGAGACUUGCACAGAAUGCCACGGAGCACACUACAGUGCAGGAGACUGGCAUCCACGCUUGCCCUGCCUGAAAUGUCCUGUAGCAGCAGAAGGAGGACCUGCUGUGUGGACCCCCUUUCAGAGGCAGGAAGAGCUGUACUACUAUCCAGACUACAACGUGUAAUUAAAGAUGCAAUCAGGCGAUAGAUUUGGACUCAGGAAAAGAAGGGCUGCAAGAGAUUAUUUUUGUAAUGGGAAUGGGGCACAGGCUUCCUCCUGUGGCAGAGCCUGACUUGGAUAGAAGCUUUUCACACACUAGAAGGGUGCAUAUCUUCCUCCCUGCUUUACCAUUCACUCACAAACUUUGAAGCCAAGCCAAAAGAGGCACUCUUGCAGUGCCAUCACCACUCAUGCAGCAGGAUUUUGUCUUCCUGUGGGCACAAAUGAUUCUACUGUUUGGGGCCAUGUUUCUUUCACAUCUCUCUUGCUGUAUCAAAGCACAGGCUUAGCAGGGUAUUGCUUCACAGCCCGUACCAGGGUUUGCUUGAGGCAAUAUCUGAAAUGACCAAAGUCUCCUUCAAACUUACCAAAUGGCACCCAGCUCCAGACCGAUGGCUCCAUUCUGAGGAAGCCCCUUGCUCUCACCUUGUUCAUCCUGCUAGGAUUUAGAAUCAAAUAUGAGGCUCUGCCCCAGGUGCUGUACUUGUGGGUAUGAGGGAUGGGUGGAGGAAGGCGAUACUUGUCUGUCCCCACCCCCAUCAUUCUAUUUAAAUAUUUCCCAGAUUCCCGAUACACUGUUUGGGUUCUUCUCCAAGCUGGUGCUGCCCUCCUUGUGAUGUCUCUUUUCUAUGGAUGCCUUAAUGGUAAGCAUCCAGAUCUUGUGGAAGUGCCAGCAAGAGAAGAGUUCCUAUAUGCCAAAUAUAUUACCUGUCACAAUCUUAAGAACUGGGGUGGGCUUCAGGUUCUUGUAGAAAGGACUGAACCUCUCGCCUGGCUAGACAAGGCGUUCUCUUGAACAGUCUAAGAAGCUCUGCUGGUUCCCCCACUUUAUUACUAAAGAACACCAUGCCAUCGGCUCCACUGUUUUCCUCUAAUUCUUAUGGGCUAUCUGGUCUUAGCACAACAGCAAAAAAAAAUUAUGGUUUGCAUAGCAAACAUCACAAAGAAUACUUUCCAGACUGCCCAGUGGAAGCAUUGCAUCCCAAGAGGGUGUGGUACAAUCCAGCCAAUCAUUGCAUAGGGUAAUGCUAGCACUCUCAUCAGAGCUACAGGUCCCAAUAUGUCUUGGUUAACCCUGUGGUUUUUACUCCUUUCUCUUCUCUGUGGGGCCAUUUUUUUUUACAGUGGCUGUUGCAACCUCCAGUAGCUGCUUGUCAAAGCUCCUGUUGUUCAUAGGAAAAGCAGUUUGCCAUUACUGUCCCAGAUAAAAUAUGCAUCCUUCCACUCUGUGGGCACAAGCCUGGUUGCAUGGAGAUCCCUAUAUGGCAUUGGAACUGACAUUGUAGGUCUUGGGAGCCAGGACUCUUGGGAUUUCUUUGCUUCUUUGCCCUCUUUCAGAAUUGAAGAGAUUAUUUGCACUCAGCAAUGAACUGAUUACAGCUGGUAGUUCACCUGCUCUAGAAAGGAGAUUAUGCCCGAAAAGGAUACUGUACUUCCCCACUCCCUAACCUAGUUUAACAAAAGGGUGGUCAUUGGUGUUGUGGGGUACAUGCUAUGAGGGAAGUUUGUGAGCAGCAGCUUCAAGCUGUCAGUAGUUUAGAUGUAUGGCUGGUGCUGGGAUUUCCCCCAGUUCUUCAGAUUACUGGUACAUUUUAAGGAAUUCAAACAACUGAUGGUAAAAUAUUAAUUUGCUGUCUUUCCUGCAAAAUACACAUCCCCUGGAGUGUAGAAAGAAUAGCUGCAUAGACUGCAACUUUGAUCAGUGCUUGUUAUGUACUGUUGGGAUGGGGAACCUGUAGUUUGUCAAACUUUACUAUAUUACAACUCCUAUCAUCCCUGACCAUUGAGCAUGAUGGCUGGAGCUGAUGGGAUUUGGAGUCCAACAGAAUCUGGAAAACUACAGGGUCACAGUCCCUGCACUACAGCGAUCAGCUGCAGAGCAGCCCCAUUGGCAGAGAUGAGCCUACUGCAUCCUAGUGGAAAUGUUACUGUACCCCUGGUCUAGCAGUGAACAAAGGGAGUGUACUCAGCUAAAACAUGGGGUGGGUGGGAAUUCUAGCUGUCAUGUAUUAUGCUUGUCUUGAUUUUGCCCCCAUCUAUUUGUGCAUGGUACAGCCACCUGUGGCCUCCUGUUUCAUUUGUGACACUAGAGGCUGGCCUGUGAGUUAUGUGGAGCACUGCAAAUGGUUUGUAAAACAGAGCUUAUGUCUGACAUCCUGUACAGUACCGUAUCUACUGAAUAAAGAGGGGUGUUCCAUUCUUUGAUGGCU
This is a messenger RNA of Lacerta agilis (Sand lizard), 5509 nucleotides long. It is a transcript of the gene ATG9A, whose product is annotated as autophagy related 9A. Gene Ontology annotation, biological process: protein localization to phagophore assembly site; autophagy of mitochondrion. Bases 259 to 2811 code for a protein of 850 amino acids. Gene Ontology annotation, cellular component: autophagosome; phagophore assembly site. Lineage: Eukaryota; Metazoa; Chordata; Lepidosauria; Squamata; Lacertidae. The transcript is spliced from 16 exons. The record is from RefSeq and is a predicted model, not a curated record.